Messenger RNA from Arachis duranensis, 918 nucleotides. RefSeq lists its product as uncharacterized. Bases 1 to 918 code for a protein of 305 amino acids. The record is from RefSeq and is a predicted model, not a curated record. NCBI's taxonomy places the organism in Eukaryota, Viridiplantae, Streptophyta, Magnoliopsida, Fabales, Fabaceae. The transcript is spliced from 2 exons.
AUGAGAAGAGAUGUGUUCCUUCGGAUAGUAGACGCUCUCUCAAACGUGUAUCCGUAUUUCCAACAAAGGGUUGAUGCAACUGGAAGAAGAGGCUUGUUGCCACUUCAGAAAUAUACCGCUGCGAUAAGGAUGUUAGCAUAUGGCGUAGCAGCUGAUGCUGUUGAUGAUUAUGUGCGCAUAGGCGAGAGCACUACAAUUGAUUGCUUGGAAAAAUUUGUUGAAGGUGUCAUUUCCGUGUUCCAGGAUGAAUACUUGCGAAAACCCAAUCCAAAUGACGUACAACGCCUGCUACAAAUGGCGGAGGGUCGUGGCUUUCCUGGCAUGUUGGGUAGCAUUGACUGCAUGCAUUGGCAAUGGAAAAAUUGUCCAAAGGCGUGGAAAGGUAUGUACAUGAGUGGUUAUCGUGGGGUUGCAACCAUAGUACUUGAGGUUGUAGCAUCUUCAGACCUUUGGAUAUGGCAUGCGUUCUUUGGAUUUUCUGAUUCAAAUAAUAAUAUCAACAUGUUAGAUCGUUCUCUAGUGUUUGAUGAUAUUCUAAAUGACCAUGAUAUUUAUCCUGAAUGGGCCACAUUUGUCAAAUCAAUCUCAAAGCCACAAGGUGAGAAGCGCAAGUUAUUUGCACAAUACCAAGAAGGGCAAAGAAAAGAUGUGGAACGAGCAUUCGGAGUGUUGCAAACACGCUUUGCAAUUAUACGUGGUCCAGCUCGUUUUUGGGAAAAGAAGAAGCUUGCCAACAUAAUGAGAGCUUGUAUUAUAUUGCAUAAUAUGAUUGUUGAGGAUGAAAGAGACACUUAUGUAGGAAAUUUUGCUCAAGGCUUAGAGUAUGAUGAUGUUGAAAAUGGCUUAUCACAACCUCAGCUGGGAGAGGAAGAUUUUGCACCAUACCAUCAAUUUCUCCAAAGAAAUAUCCAACUUUGA